UAUCUGCCCGUGACCGGUUUUGUUUAUGUUAAAGAUGAAAUUUUUGUGGUUAAAGUGAAAAUUGGUGUUGCUUUAUAUGUGAAACGGCAGUCUUUCAUGAGCAGAUAUUUGGGUAUAAAUUUGCAUUCUUUUAACUGUGCAUCGAAUUGACUUGAUGAUUUGGUUUCAUGCAACUGGGAUGAGGCCUAUUGUUUGGUUUUGCUAACUUGUUUAGUUAUGCCUGGGAGGUUUGAAUGAGGCUGUCUAGAGCUCACUCUUUCAGCAAUCUAGGCUGGUUUUACGUAGCCAUCUGAAAACCCAAUGCUUCUUUCGUGUUUGAGUUUGUUGAUUAUUGCUUCUGCGCAUGGGCUGGAGCAAGUAGCCUGUGACUGCUAUCAAGGAGAAGAAAGAAUGCCACUAACAGUGAACAUUUAGAAUCAGCAAAUGCAGGUACUCCGUAGUUAUUUAGGUUUCUGCAGAAAUUCUUUAGACUGUGAUACAAUCGAUUGUAUAUGCUGAGCCAAAUGCUUUAAAUGGACAAUUAGCAGUUGCACACACUGGGAUGGUUUUUGGAAUUUCUUUAUCAUUGUACACCUUACUCAUAUGCUUGUCAACCUUAGUGAAUAAAAUUGACUGGCUUGUAAUUGUACCAAAAGAUGUCUUGUCUGGUCAUUGAGUUGAUUGAUGAGAAAGUCUGAAAAUAUACAUGUACCAUUAGGUAGAGAGGCUUGGCAAGUACCAUAGUGAAGUGGACUGGUGCUAAGGUUAAAUAAGUGUUACCUUGUAUCAUCUUAUAUUGUGACUUGUUCCUCUCCUCCUGUGGCACUGGUUUGUGGUCACCCAGGUCAAGGGACGGCUGAAGGGAAAAGAGCGUUAUACCACUGUAACUAUUGUAAAAAAGAUAUAACGGGGAGAACUCGUAUAAAAUGUGCUGUAUGUUCUGAUUUUGACCUAUGCAUAGAGUGCUUCUCAGUUGGUGCUGAGGUGUAUCCCCAUAAAAGCAAUCAUCCAUACAGGGUUAUGGAUGUUCUUUCUUUUCCACUUAUCUGUCCAGACUGGAAAGCUGAUGAAGAAAUGUUACUUCUAGAGGGGAUUGAAAUGUAUGGCAUGUGGAACUGGGCAGAAGUUGGAGAGCAUGUUGGGACAAAGACAAAGGAAGCGUGCAUUGAGCAUUUCAGAAAUGCAUAUCUAAACUCCCCAUACUUCCCUCUUCCAGAUAUGACACAUGUGGCGAAAAAUAGAAAGGAACUCCUUGCAACGGCAAAAAAUGAAGAAAAGAGAGGAUUUUCUGCACUCGGAGAACUUACACCAAAGGAUGAAUCUCAAUUUUCCCCAUCAAGAGUCAAAAUUGAAGACCAACAUAAAAGUGGUCCUUCAGGUCGUCUGCCCUCUGCUGUAAAUGCAGGUACCACAGGUAAGAAAAAGGCAUCAAACAAGGUCCAGGUCAGGGAUCGACACGAUUCUAUGAAGCCAAAAGGCAAGAGUUUUGAUAACAAUAGAUCCAACUGUUCAAAGGAUGAAGGCCCUUCCCUGAUGGAACUAAGUGGAUAUAAUCCAAAAAGACAAGAAUUUGACCCAGAAUACGAUAAUGAUGCUGAGCAUUUACUGGCUGAUAUGGAAUUUAAAGAAACUGACACUGAGGAGGAGCGUAAGUUGAAGUUGCGAGUACUGCAUAUAUAUUGGAAGAGGCUUGAUGAGCGAAAACGUAGGAAGGAUUUUAUUCUAGAUAGGAACUUGCUCCAUCAAGAUGCAUUUGAGAAGGACCUGUCUCAGGAAGAGAAGGUUUUGUGCAGACGUUAUGAUGUCUUCAUGCGUUUUCAUUCCAAAGAGGAGCAUGAAGAAUUACUAAAGGCAACUGUUGCAGAACAUAGAACUCUUAGAAGGAUUCAAGAACUUAAGGAAGCACAAGCUGCAGGGUGUCAUUUUUCAAAUGAUGCUGACAGAUACUUAGACUGGAAAAGAAAGAAGGAAACUGAACUGAAUGGUUGUGAUGAUGGAGGAAACAGUAUGGCUUUUCUUAAUGGCCCUGUUGCUUCAGACUCCACUGAUGCAUAUUCAAUCAAUUUGGACUUCGUAUCAUUUUCUGAGGCAGAACUGCUCUCUGCAUCUGAGAAACGUCUUUGUGGUGAAUUGAGGCUGGCUCCUGCUCAGUAUCUGAAAAUGGUGGAGGUCAUGACGACACAGAUCUUCAGUGGAAAUAUUACCAAGAAAUCUGAUGCUUAUUCAUUAUUCCAAAUUGAACCAACGAAAGUCGAUAGAGUUUAUGAUAUGCUUGUGAAGAAGGGCAUUGCUGGUCCCUUGUGACCCCAGAACCAGAUUGUGAAGAUUCUGCACUUCCCAUAUUCACUCCAAACCCUCGUAAAAAAUAAAACAUACCUGUACAACAGUAUAACUGCCCAGGGGGUUAAGGGGAGGAAAUAAGACGUGGAAGGGUGUCUAUGCUGGGGAAUUAAAGGGAUAGGGAUUGUGUACGACUACGACUUAACAUGACAAAGAUUUGUGAUUUUUUUCUUCUGUACAGAGGAAGGAUUUGGUAAUUCCCUAGAUCUGAUGGGCUUGCGGGUCCGGUUAAGUUAGAACAAACUUUAUAACUAUUUUCCCUGCUUAUAAUUAGGGUAUCAUCCACUUUGACAAUGCAGCAGCACUCGAGCUGGCUUCCUAGAGCUAUAGACAUGUACAAAAGCUGUCUUUUGGCUCAUGUUUGUAACAUUAUUAAUUUUUUAGGCUAUAAAUUUGAAUGUUUUCUAGCA
Messenger RNA from Coffea arabica (coffee), 2729 nucleotides. The record is from RefSeq and is a predicted model, not a curated record. NCBI's taxonomy places the organism in Eukaryota, Viridiplantae, Streptophyta, Magnoliopsida, Gentianales, Rubiaceae.